Pectinophora gossypiella (pink bollworm) is the source of this 3229-nucleotide messenger RNA. It is a transcript of the gene NGR-A3, whose product is annotated as G-protein coupled receptor dmsr-1-like. The transcript has 7 exons. The record is from RefSeq and is a predicted model, not a curated record. Gene Ontology annotation, biological process: G protein-coupled receptor signaling pathway. Gene Ontology annotation, molecular function: G protein-coupled peptide receptor activity. Gene Ontology annotation, cellular component: membrane. Bases 218 to 1525 code for a protein of 435 amino acids. NCBI's taxonomy places the organism in Eukaryota, Metazoa, Arthropoda, Insecta, Lepidoptera, Gelechiidae.
UGUAGCGCGCUCGCUCGCACCGCGCACUAAUGUUUAUAAACUUCCAAUCAAACUUAAAUAACUCUUGUGGUGUUUCGUAAUUCCUGAACACUAAGCAGUGAUUUUUCAGUGAUCUUUAAUUUUGUUUUUUUUUUGGUCCAUCGGAUAUUAGCAGCCGGAAGUUUUAAAAAGGAUUCAACAACGACCUAUCAUCGACGUGAUAUGACCGAAAACGAAAAUGUCUACCGAUGAAGGCUCCGGAAACAUCACGCAAACCUUGUCGAGCUUGUUUGAAGAAAUGUUAUUGGCUCCACAAGUUAAUGAGAACAAAAGUAGCGACUUCAGUCAAUUUCUGUCAGUCCUCAAAGAGCAGUCAACACGCAGCGUUGGCCAUGAACCUUUAGAUUUCGGAACACUAGUGAAGAUAGUGGACGGGUGGAGAAAUAAGUUGAACUUGACCAAGCCUACUGAAGCGGUGUGUAAUUACUGCGAUGGAAACUUCCGUGACGUCAUCCUAGCCUACAACAGUAUCCACGGGUACAUCAGCCUUAUCGUAUGUUUCUUCGGCAGCCUGGCGAACGCCCUGAACGUGGCCGUGUUGACGCGGCGCGACCUGGCCGCGGCGCCCAUCAACCGGCUGCUCAAGUGGCUCGCCGUCGCCGACGUCUUCGUCAUGCUCGAGUACGUGCCCUUCGCCAUCUACAGGUAUCUGAUAUUGCCUGGUCAGCGUGAGAUGCCGUACCGAUGGGCAGCCUACCUGCUAUUCCACAUGCACUUCGCGCAGAUCUUCCACACAGCAUCCAUCUGCCUCACGUUGUCUCUGGCCGUAUGGAGAUACGUCGCUAUCAAAUACUCCGACAGAAACCACAUCUUGUGCACGGAACGGCGGUGUAGCACCGCCAUACUGAGCAGUUUCAUCUUACCCCCUAUUCUAUGCAUUCCUACGUUUAUGGUAUUCGACAUCCAUACGGCAGUUGUUCUAGAACCAUCUGGUCCAAUGAUCCUGUACCAUGUUGACGCAGACCAAGAGGGUCAGCUGUACCAGAUCAACUUCUGGGUCCACGCCGUUGUUAUCAAGCUCCUACCCUGCUGCAUACUGACUGUAAUCAGUCUGUGGCUAAUCCGAGAAGUGUACAGCGCCAAUCAGCAUCAGAAGAAGAUAAGGGUGUACAACGCUUGCCCGACAAACAACAAAGCGAUCAAGCGCCAAUGCAAGGCGGACAAGAGGACGAAUAGAACAACCAUGAUGUUGGUUGCAGUACUUCUUUUGUUCUUGGUGACGGAACUACCGCAGGGGAUUAUGGGGCUGAUGAGCGGUGUCCUCGGGCGAUGCUUCUUCAAACGCUGCUACGAUCUGUUCGGGGAGCUGAUGGAUGCUCUGGCCCUGCUGAACGGAGCCAUCAACUUCGUGCUCUACUGCUCCAUGUCGCGUCAGUUCCGCAUGACCUUCGGUCAGCUGAUGUGGCGGGGUCACCUGUACCGGUGGCCCCCUCCAACAGCUUCCCACUCCGAUGGGCAAAACACGGCAAAGUCUUCGAUCCCGUGAGGAAGGCUCGUACAAGAGAAACAUGCUAAUAUUUUACAGCAGUUUCUGUAAAUAAAAGCACAUAGACUAUUAUUAUACGAUUUAGUGUAUUGUUGACGUCAUCGACUUAUUAAGGCAAUUUGCGAAAUAAAAAUGUCCCUUCAUUUCGGAUUUUGCCUUUUACGAGAAGCACAAACAGUUUUGCGUGUAAGUGUGUAUGUCUGUGUGUGAGUAGAACAGUCUAAAUCUACAGCUUUCACGGCGUACGCUCGCCGGUCCCAUCCAGCUUAAGCCUCGUCUUAAAAAUAAGCCAUGGGUACAAAUCCACGAGGUCUAAAUGCCCGGACGUUAUAGCGCCGGCGGUCGUUUAUGUCAAUUUUGUAAUUUACGCUAUAAACAUACUAUACCAUGUCCAGUGUUACCUCCAUGAUCCAGUGGUUGAGCGUUCGAAUAGCGAUCCGAAGGUCCCAAGUUCGAAUCCCAGUGGGGAUAUCACAAAAAUCACUCUGUGAUUACUAGUUUGAUUAAAACAGGCUGAUCACCCGAUUGUCCGAUAGUAAGGUUAAGCCGUUGUCCUCGGUUACUACUUACUUAGUGAUGUAGGUAAGUACGUAAGUAGUCGUUACAUGGGUCAUGUCAGGGACCUAGCGGCUUAAUAAUAACCCAGGGUUGAUUACGUUGGUCAUCCACCUUACAACCCACACGAUAGAAAAAACGCUAUCAUUAAACAAGUUACUAUGUCUUAAUAAAAAAAUAUUUUUGUUAUUUUCGUGUGUACGAAGCAGGCUGUAACAAACAACAGUAUAUGGCGUAUGAAAAAUAAGUAUAAGUAUAUUAUUAUCAUAUACGAUGUAAUAUUGAUGUUGAUAUUAGCAGAAAGUAAACAUUUUUAAUCAUAUUUAAAUAAUUAGUUUAAUAUCAAUGUGCAAGGAGUGACUGAUAUAUUGACGGGAUUCUAAUAUCAAACAGAAAGUAGGUCCCUAAGCCUAAUUUAACAUAAGUUCAUGACUAUUAUUAUCCCAAUUGGACUAAUCAGAGGUACCCGGUCCCUGUAUAGGAAACAAACCUACUACAGGACCACAGUACUAUCAUUUUAUUUGUAUUUUAAAAUGACCAUCUUUAUGUUGUUAACACUAGGUGUCCAAUUAAUACGCAGUAUUCGUUAAGUAGUUUGAAUAUUGGUGUAAAAAAUAUAGUGUAUAUUUUUGUAAUGUUACAAAAUGAUGUGUAAAAUAUAGAUAGAUAGGUAAUUAUUGUCUUCAGAAAGUUAUAUUAAAUGCUUGCUAUCUGUGGAUGUGUAAAUACGUACCUACUUAAAGUCGUCACUUACAUUUGAAGUAUUUUAUACUAUAUUUUAUUAUAUAUAUUUUUUCUAUUCUACUGGUAUAAAAUGUCGUACGAUAAAAUUGAUUCGAAAUUGUGUAUAAAUGUUUAAGAAACUUAAUUUCUUUGCGAUAACUUUUGCUUUCAUUACUUAAAGAACUUUUAUACUUACCAAAAAUUUGAACUUUGAAUGAUUCUAAUGUUGUUUUGUGAUAUUGUUAAUCUCAUAUUUCUUUCAUAGACUGUGUAUUACAUUAAACUUUACUACACGUGUAACUGUACUUAUCUUAAGCUAUUACUUAAAUAUAAUUUAAGAACCAGAUCAAUGUUUCUCUUGUACGUGAGUUAUAUCGCAUUUCUAGUCUUAAGUAAGUCAAUCCCAAAGAAACGGCUCAUAAUAAU